Molecule: messenger RNA, 1370 nt
Organism: Durio zibethinus
Lineage: Eukaryota; Viridiplantae; Streptophyta; Magnoliopsida; Malvales; Malvaceae
Biological process (GO): mitochondrial translation
Molecular function (GO): structural constituent of ribosome
Source: RefSeq, a predicted model, not a curated record
UGGGCUCAGUGUUGUUAAGAAAGGCUUAAACGCACUGGACCUUGUUUGCCAAACUGCCCAUCAGUCCAAUUGUGGGCUCUCAUCACAACUCAAUGGUUCAGUUGAAUCCAAAUGAAGCCUAACCUAACAGGCAGUGAUUCCAUUAUACUCCCUACUUCAUCGUCAUCUUCAUCUGCUACACUCACAAAGACUAACCAGAUUUUCCAAGCACGAAAUUUCCCAAUCCCUCGCGAAUUCUAAAUCAGACUAAAUCAUAAAGAAUGGGCCGGAAAGCUGGUGGACUUUAUAUAAACCCAAAGAAAUUUGGCACUCUUACAAAACCUUGCAUGAAAGAAAUGAUAACAUUCCUAAAUUGCUUGUCCCAUAGCAAGUUUAAUGAUGAAAAAUGCACUCGGCAGAAGGAACUUUUGAGUGCCUGUAUGGAUGCUCAGUCUACCAAGAACAGAAAGCCCUGGGGCAGCAUUAAUUACCACCUGCAGAGGCUGAACAGGGGAAGGAAGUAGUGUGGGCUUUUUUUGUAAACAAGAGUGUCAAGUUUAUGCAUCAUUCUCACCGCUUCCGGUGGUUUAGCAGAAGAAAAAGUAUAUUGGUUGUUAGCUCGAGAACAUUGAUGUAUCAUUGGCUAAUUGGAUUUUUUUGAGGUUGCUGGUGGAAAUUUUGGAAAACAGAUUCUUGAUAAGUUUUAUGUAGCUCAAACUAAUUCUUGUCAUCGUGAGGAGUACCAAUCAAUAAUCUUAACAGACAUGAUGGAUACAGAUAGAAAAACAAUCUUGCAUAUUGCUUUUCAUGUCAAAUAGUGUUUGACAUGAUCAUGUUGUGUUCCAUCAGCUUUCUUUUCUGUUUUUAUUUUACCAAACUGCCAUGUAGAACAAACGAAAGGAGAACAGGGUUAGGAGCAGCAGUACAGUACUUUGCGUAGAACAAUCCGUGUUACUCUGUUUUCUCUGUGUUAUUGGAAACAAAGAAAUCCUUGGUGUGAGUUAGUAGAGAGUUUCAUAUUAAGAAAUCAUCAAUUAAAGAGUGUAUCCCCAGAUUGAUCCUGAUCGCCGGCCCCUCACUCUGCCAGCCGUUAUAAAACUCUAAUCGCUGAAGACUCAAGUUAAAAACAGGAAAACGGAAAAAGGACGGGAAAAAUAGAGUUUCUGAGAUAACGAUGAAUGAGGAAUUAGGAGAAAUUAUAGUCUGUUAAUAAAUGGAGCUUGGAUUUUCGAGAAUGUUCUUUUUAUGUUUUCAGGUCGUGACCGUUUUCGGUGGAGAUGUGGGUUUUCGGUGGAGAUGUGGUUUUUCGUAUUCAGGCUGGUUUAACAUUUCGUUUCUGAUGCCAAUUGUUAGAGAAUUUUUCUUUUUCAGAUAAAUUAAAUAAAUAGAAA